Messenger RNA from Mya arenaria, 3460 nucleotides. Its product is annotated as exosome component 10-like. The record is from RefSeq and is a predicted model, not a curated record. Bases 139 to 2913 code for a protein of 924 amino acids. Gene Ontology annotation, molecular function: 3'-5'-RNA exonuclease activity; nucleic acid binding; nucleotide binding. The transcript is spliced from 21 exons. Gene Ontology annotation, biological process: histone mRNA catabolic process; nuclear polyadenylation-dependent antisense transcript catabolic process; nuclear polyadenylation-dependent snoRNA catabolic process. NCBI's taxonomy places the organism in Eukaryota, Metazoa, Mollusca, Bivalvia, Myida, Myidae. Gene Ontology annotation, cellular component: nuclear exosome (RNase complex); nucleolus.
UCAGAGUCUUUGACGUUUUUGUGUUGGCGACUCUACGCGUCCAUAUCCCACUUGUUGUUUUCCUAGCCAAGAAUGACAGAUCCAAGGGCUAAGUAUAUUGAGCGGAAAGAUAACGGGCACCUGCUAGAUAGUUAAAAAAUGCAAACCCUGAGGUCUGUCCUGCUGGCCACUAAGAGCUCCAAUGAGAUGCCGGCUGCAGGUGAUGACUUUGACUACUACUCCAGCUUCCCGGGCUUCCAGGGUCUUAUGAACAUCGAGGGGAAAAGAAUCUUACAUGUAAUACAGAGCAUCCUGAAGCAUGAGAAUGUUCGAGCAAACCUGGGCAGUAUGGGCGGGGCAGCUGACAUUGAGGACAAACUGGACCAGCUUAUGGACGCUAAUGACCAGAUACUAGAGAGAGUGGGCACAUGGCUUGAUGAAGCGUCCGGUAUUAAGAAGGAUGACAGUUCCCUUGUGAUUGCCUCGGCAACACCCAAAUCUACCCAGAAACUAGCAAGCUGGAAUAAAAAGAGCCCUGGCUCAAGCUCAGCAGCUCCAAACUUCCGUCUCCUGUCAGCAAAGAACAUCCAGCGUCCCCAGUUGAGGUUUAGAGAUAAAGUGGACAACCGUAAUGCUCCAUUUAGGCCCAUCAUAACAGAUAAACCUAAUGCCUUGAAGACACUGGAAGAAAGCCUAAAGUUGCCAGAGGGAGUCACACCAGAGAUGUCAGAACAGCCGGAGUUCAAACACCCCCAUCCCUACCAGUAUGAGCUGGACCAUCUCACGUACCAGGAUAACCAGACAAGCCCAUGUAAGGCCCAGGAGCCAGGAGACAUUGAUGAGACGCCAUGUAUGUUCAUAAACACUCCUGAACAGCUUGGGCCUCUUGUAACGAUGUUGAAGAAACAGUCCGAGAUUGCCAUAGAUUUAGAGCAUCACAACUACAGGACCUUCCAGGGAAUGACGUGCCUGAUGCAGAUAUCUACAAGAUCACAUGACUAUCUGAUAGACACUCUUGAACUACGCAGUGAUCUUCAGUUUCUAAAUGAGGUUUUCACGGACCCCAGCAUUGUCAAGGUGUUACAUGGUGCAGACUCGGACAUAGACUGGUUACAGCGAGACCUGGGCCUCUACAUAGUGAACAUGUUCGACACAGGACAGGCGGCUCGUGUUAUGAACUAUAGUCGCUUUUCUCUCGCCCAUCUUCUACAGCAGUACUGUGGAGUGACAGCAGAUAAGCAGUAUCAGCUGGCUGACUGGAGAAUCAGGCCGCUUCCAGAAGAGUUGAGUAAAUAUGCCCGUGAGGAUACCCACUACCUUCUGUAUGUGUACGACCUACUGAAGAAUGAGCUGAUCACCAGGGGAAAUAACUCCAACAAUCUCCUGCUUUCGGUCCUCAACAGGAGUAGACACCUCUGUAUGAAGGUUUACCAAAAACAGAUUCACACACCAGAUAGUUAUUUGGAUCUGUACAGGAAGAAUAAGAAGGUUUUCAACUCCCAGCAGUUAUAUGCCUUUAAAGAGCUCUUCAAUUGGAGGGAUGAAACUGCCAGACUGGAGGAUGAAAGCUAUGGGUAUGUUUUACCAAACCACAUGAUGCUUCAAAUCUGUGACAUCCUGCCCCGUGAACGGCCGGGAGUUCUGGCAUGCUGCAAUCCGAUACCGCCCCUGGUACGACAGUACCUCAACGAGAUACACACCAUCAUCAUGAAGGCCAGAGAAGCCCCUCUUACUGUAAAGCUAACACCAGUCCGAGAGAAGCGUCCGACAAUAUACCAGCACCCUAAAUACAACUCUGACAGCUUAUUAAACUGUCCACACGAUCUAUCACACCCACCCACUGAUUAUACAGCUACACCGUGUGUUUUAGACCCAGGCCUGAUGACUCGACAGUCGGCUCUCUUUUCCUCAGGAAAGACGAACAUGAUCAUUGAGGUUAAAGAUGAGCCAUUGCUUACGGCAUUCAACAAAAACAGGCCUACCAAAAAGCCACAGACUGAAGCACAGAAGAGGGUAUCAAUGAUAAAAGCAAGCUUUGUCAGUCCCUAUUUUAUGUACCUUCCAGACAAGACUGGGGGGAAAACUGUGCCAAGGAAAAGUCAGAUGUCUAAAGAAGAACAGUCUGGUUCACCCUGGAAGCUACUGCCAUGUUCUAUAAAGAGGAAAAAAGAAUCCAGUGACAGUCCAGCAAACUCAGUUCUUCCAACUAAGAGGUCGCGCACUGACCUACAGGCGGAGGCCAUGCCCACUAACAAGCACCUACGCUUCACCGAUGAAGGUGAGACGAUAGAGAUCACUGAUGAUGACAAGAAAGCGCUGCCACAGGAUCUUAAGAUUCCCAUAAGAUUCCAGGUUCCAUCCAAGAAGAAAAAGAAGAAUAGAAAUAAAGACAUAGACUUAAUUGAAAGUGUUCAGGAACACUUGACAAACAUUCGUAAGAUACAGGAAGAGAAUGAAACAGUUCUUGGUAAAAGACCUGGAGAUGACCAACCAUCUGCUUCGGAGAAAACAAAGAAAGUAAAACAGAAAAUGAAAGACUCUAAGAAACAAAAGGGACAAGGCAAGAAUGGGAACAAGAACUCUGAAUCUAGUGCAAUGGAUACUGCCACUGACUUGGUAGUAAUUGAUAGUGACGAGGAAACUGUUGGUGAAAAAGCAGGUGGAGCUAAGAGUGCCAAGGGUGGUUUAAAGACUGAGGUUACUAUUGAAAUAGAUGACAGUGAUAGUAAUGAUGCUGAGGUGAAGGUGGUGGAAGAGUUUAAACCUUACGAUUACACAGAGGGGGCGAAACAGCUGCUGAAAGAUACAAAGCAGAGGGGGAAAGGUCACGACUACUACAAUCCUCAGAGUUCAGGCCGAGGAAAAUCUAAGAAUAUGAGAAACCGGUCUCAGAAGAAAGGUCAGAAGAGUUUAUCAUGGAAGUCCAAGAAAUGAUCGGCUUGUGGUCUUAGUUAUGUACAAAGUCUUACCAAAAUAAAAAAAACUCUAUAACCAAAGACAGUUGUUUUCCAACUAAUUUCUAGAGAAUUGCUGAUAACAUAUUGUUAAUGUUUUCUUAAAAGGACUAUAAAGAUACAUUUUUUUAAAAUAAAAAAAGUGAUGUCCUUUACUUCAUAUACAUGUAGAAACACAAUGUUCAGUAAAUUAAUGAGAUUUUAGGUUAUUAGAUUUAGGUAUGCUGUUGGGUUGUAACCUGAUAAAGCGAAACAUUGAUACAAAUUAUUGUAUCUUUAAUGCAAAGUGGCAUUGUGAUUGUGCUUUGUUGAACUGAUUGUUUGUUUACUGAAGUCUAUUUGCCGACAGUGGUAAAUACACGCUUGUAAAGGAUAACAUCUUUUAUUUUUGUGUCUUAAAAUUAGUUCAUGUUUUAAGUAACCUUUUGAAAAAAAAGUAUCUUCUAACGGUUUUUCAGACUCUCAAACUUAUCAUAAAAAGUGAGGCUGUUUUAGAUAUGCUGUAAAUAAAAUGAAGGAGUAUACCA